GAUACGGACGUCAUCCGAUGCGGUCUGCGGUUGUUUCUUUAUCCCGCGGAGAAGGCGUACUGACUCACCACUUUUACUCCCCCUGCCCGGAUGGUCCAGAGGUUAAGAUUCUCGCUUUGGGAGCCCCAAUUCUUGAAUGCGAGAGAUCCCGCGUUCGAGUCGCGGUUCGGGCCUUUUUUUGUUUCAUUCACAAUCGGUUCCUUUUGCUUCUCAGAGGGAAUAGACCGAUGGCCAGCAAGUGGUGGAUGUCGGGAUUAUGAUACCAAUGGUAGAGAAAGACCCAAUGGAGGUUCAUUAUUCUGGGGGUAGUAGUAUUGUAUAUCGUAGCAUUCCAUCAAUCUUGUUAAAAAUAGGUUGCAUAGGUAGAGAUGACACAAUUCAUUAUCGUUCGCAUUGCGAUGAUUCAU
Molecule: messenger RNA, 407 nt
Organism: Aspergillus sclerotioniger CBS 115572
Lineage: Eukaryota; Fungi; Ascomycota; Eurotiomycetes; Eurotiales; Aspergillaceae
Exons: 1
Coding region: 91-309 (72 amino acids)
Source: RefSeq, a predicted model, not a curated record